UACAUAGGAAUAUAAUAUUUGAGUAACAAAGGCAACGUUUUACAAUAUUUCAGGUGGAUCAGGUAUAUAAAAACAUAUUUAGGAAGCAUCCAAACUGUCACUACAUUAUUACAGGAGGCUGAAUCCUAAAUGCAUCAGCGCUUCCUACAGCAGUGCACUACGUAGGGGAUGACGUAAUGGCUUUGUACGGCUCAUCUAGUGCACUAAUGUAUUCUAUAGGGAGCCAUUUGGGACGCAGGUCUAAGUUUGGUCGCUUGUUGAGCAGUGUCAAGAAAGAAGGAAAAGAAAUUAAUCACUGAUGGAUAGAAAGAGGCUGUUUAGAAACACAAAUAAUGCGGGGAGUAAAAUAGUGAUAAAGAAUUAAAUAAGAGGAACUGCUGAGGAUCAGAGUCUAGUCUGCAGUCAUCAUUACAAUCCUGACCUCCUCUCUCUGAGCCGCCUGCAGAAAAUCUGACUUUGACAUGAACGCUGGAGUGGAGUGACGUCUAACAUCUAACAUCUGAUCUCAUAUAAGGCCAUUGAAAAUGAAAGGUGUAGAUGAAUCUGUUUUGAUUUAUUUAGUGUGCGUUCUCAGCUUGGGCUCUGCCGAGGCCUCGGAGGUUUCGUUGGCUGAUGUGAAUGGCACACAGACAGCAGGUGAGGUGGAGGAGGGUAACACACCUGUGGUGCUCACCGCGGCGAGUCAGAUCAUCGCCCGCGAGGGGAACUGCGUCCUGAUCGACUGCAACGUCACUGGAGAGCCUUUCCCUAAGGUGCAGUGGUUCAACUCCCACGGACACCUUUUGGACACCGAGGGAAGCGAGGGAAAAUGGUGGCUUCUGGAGAACGGGGUCCUCAAUAUCACCAGCAUCACGUUUGCAGACCGUGGCAAGUACACCUGCAUGGCUUCUAAUGUUCACGGCGUGGCCAACUGUACGGUCACGGUGCGUGUGGUCUUCACCAACGGAGACAUGGGCGUGUACUACAUGGUCGUGUGUCUGGUGACUUUCACCAUCAUCAUGGUGUUGAACGUGACUCGGCUCUGCAUGAUGAGCAGUCACCUGAAGAAAACCGAGAAGGCCAUCAACGAGUUUUUCCGCACUGAGGGAGCAGAAAAGCUCCAGAAGGCAUUUGAAAUCGCAAAGCGCAUCCCCAUCAUCACGUCAGCCAAAACGCUGGAGCUGGCCAAAGUCACGCAGUUUAAGACCAUGGAGUUUGCACGUUACAUUGAGGAGCUGGCACGCAGCAUCCCUCUCCCGCCGUUGAUCAUGAACUGCCGUACUUUCAUGGAGGAGAUCCUGGAGGUGGUGGGAGUCGAGGAAAUGAGGCACACCUUUGUUCGGCAGGCGCCCGAAGGUCAAGAAGGCACUUCUCGUGCUGCUGGUGGGGCUGCCAGUAAUGUUUUCACCAUUCUGCAGGUUCGAGACCGAGCAAGAGACAGGGAGAGAAGCGGAUCUCCUACAGCGGAUUCAGAUGACGCUUCACUGCACGAGCAGCCUCAACACAUUGCCAUUCAGGUCUCCGUUCACCCACCACUCGGUGAAGUAGGCUGCAGUGUCGAGGCUCCGCCCCUCACAGAUACGGAUGCCUGUCCCACUCCUUCAGCUCAGGUGAGUGUGGAGGCGGAGCCUGGAGAACAGGAGAUAAAGGUGGAGAUGGAGCCAGAGCAAGAAGCAGGAACAUCUUCAACAAGCCAGGUCAUCUAUGAAAGUCACGUGUAAUCUCCUAGAAACAGGAUGAUUCUCUUGCUAUGCACUUCACUAAUUAAAAAAAACAUCAGCGUGUUUUGUCUCAAACUGUUACAUGUUCACAAUUAUUCAUCUCAAGAGAACACAGACAUUUAAGUUUCCUUUUCCCAAGAUGAUUCAUGUUGAAUGUAUUUUGGGAGAAUGUAUCAAGUGCUGGUUUUAUAUUUAUGACUCUAGUAGAAACUAGGGCUAAUCUUGGACAAAUGGCUCUACAGGGCUGCUCCAGAUGUACAUGUAGAUUGACCAUUUCAUAAUCUGCUGAUUGAUGACAUAACUAAACAUUUCAGGUGUAGCGUAUUCAUCAUCACUGAAACUGUAAUGAGAGUGGGACUCCGUAUGAGUCACUUUCUGUUUAAUGCAUGAGAAACGUUGAGUUCUGAGGUUUUUCUCUAAAUGUUAUCCACUGGGCAGGACACUGAAGACGAUAUUCUCUUUCUGUAUUUACAGGGGAAUAAUUACUCUUUACACUGAACCAUCGCUGUAGUCCUUAUUUAAUAUAAUAAGUAUUAGUGGUUUUACUUUACGAAAUGUGUUUUUCUUUUAGCUCAAAUGCUCUUGUUUGGUUUUCCUUUUCAUUACAUCUGUCUUUUCACUUUUAGGGUUGCAGAUGAUUCUACAUUUAUUCCUUCACUAGAAACAUCAGCAUGCUUCCUAAAAUGUUAAUUUUGCAGUCUUAAAUCUCUAAUUUAAUUUCACUUUCAUUGUAGCCUCAAAAGCAUUUCAAUCCUCACUGCUUGUAAAAGAAAUAUUGAGCUGUGAAGAAAACUGAGAGAGAUGAGUGGGCAUUUGGAUUUCUCCCCUCAUCCGGUGCUCUUAGGUUUGUGUGUGUUUUUUUUUCUUUUUAAGAAAAUAAAAGGCUGCUGUGUCAUUCUCA
Neoarius graeffei (lesser salmon catfish) is the source of this 2601-nucleotide messenger RNA. RefSeq names its product microfibril associated protein 3 like (gene mfap3l). Lineage: Eukaryota; Metazoa; Chordata; Actinopteri; Siluriformes; Ariidae. The record is from RefSeq and is a predicted model, not a curated record. The transcript is spliced from 3 exons. The coding region runs from base 525 to 1700 and encodes 391 amino acids.